Messenger RNA from Mesoplodon densirostris (Blainville's beaked whale), 3235 nucleotides. It is a transcript of the gene CALML4, whose product is annotated as calmodulin like 4. Bases 108 to 662 code for a protein of 184 amino acids. Gene Ontology annotation, molecular function: calcium ion binding. NCBI's taxonomy places the organism in Eukaryota, Metazoa, Chordata, Mammalia, Artiodactyla, Ziphiidae. The transcript is spliced from 6 exons. The record is from RefSeq and is a predicted model, not a curated record. Gene Ontology annotation, cellular component: myosin II complex.
GGCCUCCACCCAGCUUGGCGGACUUUCGACUUGAAGCCGGGAGGAAGGGGAACAGGAAGGCCGUUCUGGGAGCAGCGAGCACACGGGUGGCAACCGGAGGCCCCGCAAUGGCCAAGUUUCUUUCCCAGGACCAAAUUAAUGAGUACAAGGAAUGCUUCUCCCUGUACGACAAGCAGCAGCGGGGGAAGGUGAAAGCCACUGAUCUCCUGAUGGUGAUGAGGUGCUUGGGGGCCAGCCCGACGCCGGGGGAGGUGCAGCGGCACCUGCAGACUCAUGGGAUAGACAGAAAUGGAGAGCUGGAUUUCUCUACUUUCCUGACCAUUAUGCACAUGCAAAUAAAACAAGAGGACCCAGAGAAGGAAAUUCUUUUGGCCAUGUUGAUGGCGGACAAGGAGAAGAAAGGCUACAUCAUGGCGUCUGAACUGCGGUCAAAACUCAUGAAACUGGGAGAGAAGCUCACCCACAAAGAAGUAAAGAAACAUUUCAAAGAAACUGACAAUGUCUUCCAGACAGAGACCGAUGUCCCUUCCUCUGGCUGUGGGAGAAGGAAAGAUGAUACUAGAAUGGAUGAUCUUUUCAGGGAAGCAGAUAUUGAACCUAAUGGCAAAGUGAAGUAUGACGAAUUUAUCCACAAGAUCACCAUUCCUGUGCAGGACUACUGAAUGAGGAGAAGGCAAGAGAGCCUCCCCUGGGCCGGAAAACUCAAGACUGAUGAAUCUUUAAAAAGAAAAGCGUUCCUUUCACUUGCGGGAGAUGGCAAACACAGCAAGAUGACAUACCUGACCACAGGAGAGGGUAACUUAGCAAGGAAACGAAACGAUUUCAGCUACAGUAUUAGCAUGUCUUUAAUAAAAGACUGUCACUGAUUUUAAUAACUAACUACCAUCAGUCUAGCCCUUUAUAUCAUGGAAAGAGCCUAUGGUUUAGAGUUGGGCCAGGGUUCCAGUCCUGACUCUGCCACUUCCAAGUCAGGUGAUUUUGGGCAAAUCAUUUCACCCCUCAAAGGCUUAGGAUCCUUCCUCACUGAGGUUGGAUUCCUACUUCUUACCUCAUGGAGCCUGUUGAGAAUGGGCUUCAAAAGGUCUCUGCAAAUUGUAGGGCACUGUGUAAUCCUGGGUUGCCAUGGCCGUGCUUCUCCGAAAAAGGGCAAUUUACCGAAAGACUAAUUUGGGUGCUAGAAUCAUCUUCCGCAUUUCCAAGAUAAAGCUAGCUGAGAAACAGCAACAAGCAGAGAGCUCAAACUAUGGCAACAGUUCUUGCAGCACCACAGGGUCACAUACAAAUUCUCAUUCCCAGUGCAUACUAAUGUAGUUCAGGAUAUUCAUUCACAAACAGGAUAAAAAAUAGGUUUAAAACAAGGCAGCAUCAGCUAAACCCUGGGAAGAGUGAUCUGACUACACCCCAAACCAAAGGAAACCAGAUGUGAUGAGUUGCAUUCACUGAGGCCUUGCAGAGCUUGAGACCUGUUAUGAUGCUUCGGUCAGAAUUCUGAGCUCCUCCCUGACCCAUGAUCAGAGAGGUUCAUGGGACUGGGAUGGUCUGCUCAAGUGGGCCGAACUAAUGAUGGUUUCAAGCCAUUUCCUCAGGACUAAUGGAAAGUAAUAAGGGGAUGGAACAGGCCACAGCCAUGACCCAGCGAGAGCCCUGGAAAACAAUAGUAGGGGUACUGGUCCUGCCGGGAGCUUUUCCAGCACAAGUGGCUUUUUAAGUUAGUUAUGUAGCCAGGAGGUGCCAGGCUGGUGCUGCCUGUGCACUCAUCAAAGUUGUGGAUCCAUUGCUAGCGCCAGCACAGCCCUAAAACGGGCUGGCGUCACACACCAGCAUGCUGAGCGGGGAGCAAGGCAGAACCCUUAACUCCAGAGAUUUUCAUCCUUAUAUGUAUCAAAACUGGGAUCUCUGGGCUGUGGCUUUUUCUAAUUGUGCCUUAGUGGCUAAAGCAAAAGAAAACCAAAUUAAGAGGGAGGUGCGUCUCUGGGGAGGUUUACACAGAACACAAAUCUAAAGGGCCAGGAACAAGGGAAACUUCAGGGGACAAAACAGUCACAGCCUUAGUGCAGCUAUCUCAUGAUGCUGCACGGCCUCAGACCAAAUGGAGGUCCUGAGAAAGGAGAGCCGCUUUCAUUUCCCCAACAGUGUAACUGCCAAUGAAGUGAGUAGAAAUUCCUAGGAGCUGUAGAGACGGCUUCUGUGGGGGCAGGCAAUAUAUGGGCCCCAAAACACCAGCCUGUGAUCGUCAACCUGGGGAUCUUAGGCUCACACGGUACAGGGGCAGAUCCAGGUUUUGUGAGGUCUGAGGGUUAUACGAUUCGGCAGCCUUCUUUAAGAAUAUUACAGUAGAAAUACAGAAUUACUAGGGCUGCUCCUGGGACCCUGGAAGAGACCAGAGCAAGUGAGGGGCCCUGGUGCUUAAACUUCAUUACCUUCGUGGUAAAUCCAUCUGAGGGCUGGUUAGAUGUUGGCACCCCAUGUUGAACUGCUGUAUUUCACUUUCAGGCAAGGCUCAAGGGUCCUAGUGCGCCACAUUUCUUUUUAACUCAUCGUGGACAUGAGGAAGUUAGUCCUGCACAGCCACUCUGGAAUACCAAGGAUUAGACAGUAGAUACCUGUGAUUUAGAUGGGACAGGAAAAGGAAGUUCUGGGCUAUAACAAUAAACGAGGGUACGUUCCCUCAAAGCUUUGUCUUCAUAUGCCACUGAAUGGUACCCGUAUGGUUUCAAAGCAAGUUUUAUGAAUCUCAUUUGCCUAACAGGAAUCUGAAGUAGACCUUGCCAAAAACACAUAAGUGGUGUGUAAUGGCUUUGAGAACCUGGGGCUCGUGUCCACUGACUCAGUGUUCCUCAUUAAGGGUGUUCAGUGGGUAGGAGUCCAAGAUCCUGGGAUGUGCUCUGAUUUAAACUUCUACCGCAGGAAAGGCUCUGACACUACCCCAUGUCUGGGUUUCAUGCUCAUUCCUGAAAUUCCUGUUGGUUUACCUAGCACCAAGUAUUGUUUGCAAAAAAAGGCCACAGUGCUCUUAACAAUCAAAUUGCAGAUUAAACAGAUUUAAAACUAAACGGAUGAUGUGGUUCAUUAUAAAGCUAGCCAUAUUUCAGUAAGAAAGGGGAAUGAUAGCUGUAUAUUUGUUACUUACCUCAAAGCAUGUUGCAAGAGAAUGAGUUACUUGUCAUGCUUUGAAAUCUCUGGAUCAAAGGGGCUCUGGAAGCACAAAGCAUUGUCACUUUUUCUCAUAGGGAUU